CACAUCCUAUUCAUCAGUAUUGAAGCAGAGACGGUAGCUAGGUACACGGCCUUAUGAUUUGACAAAAAUGAGGUUUUCUUACAAGUGCAUUAACAAGUGAUUUAUGACGAAACCAUGGUUUAAACCCUGACGGUGGCGUGUCUCAAAACGUGGAAGCUAAUGGGACUCGUUGUAGCCAUGUUUCGACGGACGCCCAGGCGAGCAAUGUUCAAGGUUUUCGUAGCAUUUUUAGUAGUGUGCCUCAUGCUUUUACUCUGUUAUAGUGCAUCGUUGAGCGUCAACACUUUUAUCUCAAGUCUUGAGCAAGGACGGUUUCCAUCAUUGGGUUUGGAUGGUGCAUUAAGGAAUGAUGACUCACAGGACAUUCUCCUAGUUUUUAAAUCCACCAAGCUCUCUCGGGAUGAAAUGGCAGCUCGGAUGGAGAAGAGGACACCCAAUCUCCCCGUCAGAUUCUGGCUGGAAGUGAAGGACAAAGAUUUAUCGAAGAAUACUUCGUGUGCGCAAUUCCCGUCUCUUUAUGACCUGAAUUACGUCGACACCCACUGGCAAGAACUUCAGACUGUUGACGGACCCUACCAUCUGUUUGGUGCAUACUUCGAUAACAGAACUUUGGUCAAAGAAGCACCGGCGGUGCGUAUCAUAGGUCAGAUCGCUAAGAUCAACGUCAAAACAUCUCUCUUUUGUCAGUUGUGGUUCGAAGAACACAAGGAACCAGCAUUCGCUCCUGUAUUUGAGCACAGAUACCUAUGGAGGGCUGCAAUGGGCGUGUAUGAGAAUGGAGUGAUGCAGCCAUACAUGUUCUCUUGUCAAGUGCCUCAUGAAUACAGAGGUACUGUCCCACAAGCUGUGUCUGUAGUUGAAAAGCCUUGUGACAAUGCGAAGACAAAUCUAAAGGUAAACAACAUCCUUCCUCCAUCUGGCAAGAAGGAAGGUUUUGCAGUGUGUGUGAAGGGAAUGAGCUUUCCUUUCGUCGAUUUCAGCGUUCGGUUGGUUGAAUGGCUCGAACUUCUGUUCAUUUUAGGCGCUGAUAAAGUCUUCUUUUACGAUUACGAUAUGCAUCCAAAUAUUUCGAAGGUCCUAAGUUACUACGAAGAGCAAGGUCGCGUUGAAGUCAUAAAGCUCCCCUUGUCUGGGAGGCGACCCAACGCCUUCGGUCUCCUGAAUAUGUUUUUGGGGUUCAUCGGCAAAAUUCCAAAGGAGCACGAGGAGACGGUCCCAUACAAUGAUUGUUUCAUGAAGAACAUCAACAGGUAUAAGUUCGUCAGCGCUAUGGACACUGACGAGGUUAUAAUACCCAAGGUCUCUUCCUCGUGGGAAACUAUGAUGAAUAUUGUAGUUGCAAAGGCUCUUGAUACAUCGAAGAAGCCUCCGUCUAGUUACGUUAUGCGACACGUCUAUUUCUUAGACGACAUGGGAUAUUCGAAUGAGACGGUAAGAGACGUUCCUCCCUACAUGCACAUGCUCCGGCAUGUGCGUCGUAGUCGUAACUAUAAUCAUCCAGAACAUUAUAUCAAGUCCUUCUUCGAUACGGAGAGAGUGCUCUCCAUUCAUAAUCACUUCCCAUUGACCUGUCUCGGCGCUGGGUGUUCCCCCUACUUUGUGAACACGUCAGACGGCCAUUUACAACAUUACCGCCAUUACUGCGUUGAACAUUUAGAGAGCGUUUGUGAGAAAGCCUUCAGGAACGACAGCGUUCGAGAUACGAAUAUCUUCAGGUUUAAGGAGCCUUUGAUAUCUGGUGUAAAGCGCACGUUGUUAAAGCUUGGUUUCGUAAACCAGUUGCCUUAAAGUUUUUGUUGAAGUCCUUCGGGUGUUUCGAUGGAUAAUUCAAAGGUUAGAAUAGUUACACGAAUACCGCAAUGUGUAAAAAAAAAAAAAGUUCUUUGCAGCUCAUCUUCUGUCCCUUGCUGCUACCCCUUUCAUUCCUUUUACUGUACCUCCUUUCAUAUUCUCUUCCAUCUUACUUUCCACCCUCUCUUAACAAUUGAUUCAUAGCGCAACUGCUUUGAGGUUUUCCUCCUGUUACACCAUUAAAACUUUUGACUGUCAAUUUCUGUUUCAGCGCUGAAUGACCUCAUUAGCCCCAGUGUUUGGCCUUUGACCUACUGUAUUUGAUUAAAUUUUCGUCUUGACUUAUAAUUUAAUUUUUCGAGACGGCUGUCGCUCAAGAGAGCUGGCUCAUUGUAUAGAAUAUUCCUCUCCCUGGGAUGCUCUGAGGAAGCCUGAGUUGAGAAGUCAUUAUUAUGUAUAUAUAUAAACACCCCUGUCGUUAGGACUAGACUGUAAAUCAGUCCUGUCCUUAAAUAUUGUGAUUCUCUCUCGCUCUCUCUCUCUUUUCUGACCGUUCCCACAUAGCUAAUAUUCGUGUUCAGAAGUUUAUUCUAGGUAAGGAGAAUGGCGUAAUAAUAGAAGCAUCUUGGCAGCAACAUAACUUUAUAUCAAUUCGUGUUCCGACAUCGUAUCCAUCCACCACAUCCACAACCAAAACCAUAGCGAAAUCCUUUUAAAACAGAAUGUUCUCGAAGUUAAGGUUGCAUGGUGCAUUAUAGAAAAUGGGGUUUAUGGUACAUAGUGCAUUAUAGAAAAUGGGAUUUUACAGACACUCCAAGAAGUGUCUGAAUUUCAAUAAAAAGUGGCUGUUUUAGACGUACUCAGAAAAACCUGUGUAUGCGCGUGGCUCCAUAUCUAUCAAGUAGGAGCUUAACAAAGUCAAAUUGACAUGGGAACAAUAGUCGUUCCUGAGACAUAACUCUUUCUGUCUUUGUUUAUGUAAGAGGCAUAUGUUACGUAUACCAUACUCAGUUAUACAAAGUGUCCAUAAAGUCCCAGUGCCAUUCCGAGCAAUAAAUACUUGUAAUGGUACUGGGACUUUAUGGACACCCUGUUGAUACUUUAAUACAUAUGUGUAACAUUCAGUAGACAUAAAGUGAGACUCGUAAAAAAUAAUCCCUGUUGUCAAGUGUAGAAUUCGUUUAACAGUAUUCAGUAUUUGAACAUUGAGUUAACUUUUUGAAAACCAAUGCAUUUAGUUGACUUCUAUUAAAAAGGUAUCAAAGCACAAAUGUAUAGUCUAAGCUGACUUACACAGUUCAAGCUAGUUCAUCUGGGAUGGUCCAACAAUGUUGAUUUUUCGCGGUAUGUGCAGUAGUACUUCAAGGCCUGAGCAUCGGCGAUCGUGAUUUUGCGAAUUAAAGUUUGGGUAGAUCUAGGGUACUUAUCCGCGGCGGCCUAGACUAUGGCAGUUGCGGUUUUUCUAUCCAGUUUUACUACUGAACAAGAAUUUAAAGUAAUAUUUAUUCGGACGACUAUAAUUAAACCCCCCAGGGGCCAGUACUAAACACGGCGAAACAUUGGACGCCCCAAUCCCUAGUGGAUGUCGUAUCCGCGGUAACGUUCCUUGCAGUCCGUGCGGACUGCUUCUGUAGAAAUACCAAAGUUUGUACUAAAGACUAGUAGUGACAUGACUAUUACUUAUCUCGCAGAGAAACCAGAAUUUCUCUCUCUCUCUCUC
Molecule: messenger RNA, 3511 nt
Organism: Macrobrachium nipponense
Lineage: Eukaryota; Metazoa; Arthropoda; Malacostraca; Decapoda; Palaemonidae
Exons: 3
Coding region: 160-1788 (542 amino acids)
Cellular component (GO): cytoplasm
Molecular function (GO): glycosyltransferase activity
Source: RefSeq, a predicted model, not a curated record